Molecule: messenger RNA, 3591 nt
Organism: Parastagonospora nodorum SN15
Lineage: Eukaryota; Fungi; Ascomycota; Dothideomycetes; Pleosporales; Phaeosphaeriaceae
Exons: 7
Coding region: 1-3591 (1196 amino acids)
Biological process (GO): rRNA base methylation
Cellular component (GO): nucleolus
Molecular function (GO): methyltransferase activity
Source: RefSeq, a predicted model, not a curated record
AUGUCUCUCUACUACGAGGCAGCCGCAAUUCUUGCGAACGCCGAAAAUACUGGUGGAUCCCUCAAGUCGCGCCUCUUCACGAAGAAAGACCUCAAAAGUUCGCCUGGGCAGAUUUUCGCGCUCAUCGCCGAAGCGUCGAAAUGGUCCGUGGUGUUGAAGGAUGUCAUUGAGAAGACUGGAGUGUUGGCGGAGGAAAAGAAGCUCACGCCAAUCCUCGCGCUUCUCCUCACCCAUGACCUCCUCGUCGCAAAAGGUGGCGUCGCUGCGGCUGCAAACCAUGUUCUUAAACUCGCAAUCACCAGACACAAAGCUCGCCUAAGCGCCGAAUUCACCAAAGCACGAAUACGGCAUGGCCAUGCUACACUGGCUGCGUUCAAGGAAGCCGUCAGCAAUGGCGAGCUCGAGGACGAUGACGAUGAUCAGAAGGCGAACCGACACCCGCGAUGGGUUCGAGUGAAUACAAUCAAGACGACUUUGGAGGAUCAACUCAGAACCACAUUUUCUGGGUUCAAGAAAGCGGAUAGCUUAGCGGAAGUGCUGGCAGCACGAGGAUCGACGAAAGUAUACUAUGAAGACCCGAAUAUCCCGAAUCUGCUGGCUCUUCCAUCGAGGAUCAACCUAGGUCGCAACGAAGCGUACGCGAAGGGGCACAUCAUCUUCCAAGACAAGGCAUCCUGUUUCCCUGCCUACCUCCUUGACCUUUCAGCCGACGACGGAGACGUCAUAGACGGCUGCGCUGCACCUGGAAACAAGACAACGCAUCUAGCAGCCAUAGUAUCGAGUCUAAACGCCUCGGGUGAAGGUCAAAAGGUCGUAGCAUUCGAGCGCGAUGAAAAGCGGACUACUACACUACAGAAGAUGGUGAAGCUUGCCUCAGCUGAUAGCAUUGUCUCCAUCAAAGGUGCCAGUGACUUUCUAGCCGCCAAGCCCCACUCCAAUGAGUUUUCCAAUGUCGGAGCUAUCGUGCUUGACCCCAGCUGCUCAGGGACGGGUAUCGUUGGCCGUGAUGACGGAAUAAAGAUACACCUGCCAGUGUCAAAUCCUAUCGCCGCGGGCUCUCAGAAGACGAGCAAAGGCAAGAAGCGAAAGAGGGAUGACGAGAAGAGCAAUGUCGCCGAGCCUGCAACGUUGGCUGUGGACCUAGACGAUGCGACGACGCCAGAAGAAACGCCCGCAGAGGACAAGCUCACCGAACGCCUCGACACGUUAUCAAACUUCCAACUCCACAUCUUGACGCACGCUAUGCGCUUUGCUUCGGCACAUAAAAUCACCUACUCGACCUGCUCAAUUCAUUUCGAAGAAAAUGAAGGCGUAGUGUUCCAGGCACUGGCUUCGUCCAUUGCCAAUAAGCGAGGCUGGAAGAUUUUGAAAAGAGAACGCCAAGUCGAGGGCAUGAAGAAAUGGAACAGAAGAGGAGUGUGGGAAGACGGCAAGCUUAAUCGUGAUGUGGAUGAGGCGCAAAAGCAAGACGUGCUGGAGGCUUGCAUUCGAUGCGACAAAGGGACUGAUGAGGGCACAAUGGGCUUCUUCGUUGCCGCUUUUGUCUGCGAGGACAGCGAACAGUCUGAACCUGCUGCUGAAGAAGCUAAUGCAGAGGCCGAUGAGUGGGAAGGCUUUAGCGACGUUGGUGAGGCUAUGGAGGUGGACAAGGCACAGCAAACGGUUACCGGAGGUGAGAAGAAGAAGAGGAAGAAGAAAAAGCGCAAGACCAUGGCCAAUCUCACACGACCUAGGCUGAAGGCUCUCGCCAGGUGGGUCCGUGAUGAGCUCGAUCUGCUCGUGGCUCGUGAAGGCCCCAACAUCCUGCGGCCUGAUGACGUCCUCAUCUUGCACGAGACAUUUAUCGCUCUCCGCCUCGCUACAGACAUUACGGCAUUGGACAUCCGCGCCACCGGCAUUCACUUCGCUGUUCAAGACAUUGCGGGCGUGGCUACUCGCUGGCCUGGCCGGCUGUGUGACGACUGCGACAAAAUUAUUGCCAUAUGGACGGAAAAGUUCGGGUCGUUGAAGAGCCUGCAUCCGUUUAUGUAUGGGCGAGGGGGGCGGCUUGAGGGCAUUGCUGGUCCGACUGAGUACUCGAGAGAAACUGACCUCAGCGAGCAGGCACUACUCAAGCGUUGGUCGGAACAAUGCCCCGAGAGACUGCAUCCGAAGGUCUCCCACAGGUUGGGUGACCUCGGCUUCCGACCUGGAGAUUGGUGGAUCAGCACACUCUUCGCACACCACGCAGGCAUCAUUGGGCUUGAGGCUGUCGAAGGUGGCACCACAUUCGACAACCACAGCAUGAACAGCGUCUGGGGCCCCAAAGCGGGUGUCAGAUAUGAGGGCCUCUUCUCCAUCAGAGGCUGGUCAAUACGCCAGGCAAAAGCAAGUGACACCGCCGGCCAAUGGAAAGAAGGCGACAUCCUCUUCGAAAUCCGCUUCGAGCGUACCGACCCAGUUCCCUUCUCCGAAGUCACCUGCCGGCCCACAGCCACCGAAGUCGACGACUACACAGAGUAUAAGCGCCUCCGUAAACUCCACCGCGACGACAAGCGCAACGCCGACCUGAGAACAGACUUCAGCACCAGCCCUCUUCAACUUGCUACUAAAGCCGCCCCAGCAAUCCCCUCGCCCAUCAGUCCUUUGCUGCCUGGCCCUGCCGCGCCCAAGAUCCUGUACAAAGGCCUUUUGCAACGCUCAGCUACGUCCAAGCAAGCCCACUUCGAAGACAUCUCUGAAAUUCGACGCACGAGUGACGUCCCAACACCAGCCUCCCACCGCACAACAGAAACGGAUUACUUCGCCCUUUCGCCACGUAAAGAGAGUGGGCUGCUCGUCCCGGGCUAUAAACCCCCGUCACCUAGCAACGCCUCGAUCGCAAGUGGCCACACAGGCGCGACGGUCGCAAGCACGCAGUCCAACAUCCGCGACGUCGCGCCGUGGAUCGAUUUCGACGCGGAUUUGACCGCCCCGGAUCCGGUGCCCGAAGAUGCAGCAGCUCCAGCACUGGAUCCAAGCCCAACCCUGACGUCGUCUGCCAGACUGAAAACUUGGCAGCGGCCUGCGCGCGACUCGCCGCCUGUUUCGCCGCUGAGUGAAAGGCGUAGGAGCGGCGAUUUCAAAACAUUCCUGCGUGUUGGGUCGAAGCGCCAGCCCAUCGAAAGUAGUCGCAAAUCCGUCUUUGUGAGGGCGAAGAAUCCCAUGGCGAAGUUGUUCGACGGCGCGGCUUCGGAAGAGGCGGAGGGGGCACUGGCGCGUGGAGCGAAGUCUGAGGAGGAGGAGGAGAGCGCCAGAGUGCACUCACCGAUUCCCAUGCGUCCGUUUAGUCCUGAGAGUCCGUUGGCGAUGGGCAGGAGGGGCGCGGUGUAUGAGGGUCAGGAUGGGGAUUCCGAAAUAAGUGGUGAGCACGAUCCUUUUGUCGAGACGAGGGUUUUGGUAGCGCAGCACUUGGACGACAAGGUUCGUCGGACGAUGCAGAUAGGGAUAGGGGCGCAGAAUGUUGCGUUCAGAUUUCCAAAUUGGGCGGCGCCGGCGGGGGAGAAGGAGAAGAGGGAUAGUUUGGAUGUGGACAAGCAUAUCGCGCCAGAUGAUGUUGGGGAGCAGCAUUAA